Molecule: messenger RNA, 1786 nt
Organism: Aegilops tauschii subsp. strangulata
Lineage: Eukaryota; Viridiplantae; Streptophyta; Magnoliopsida; Poales; Poaceae
Product: NAD(P)H-quinone oxidoreductase subunit 1, chloroplastic
Biological process (GO): aerobic respiration
Cellular component (GO): membrane
Molecular function (GO): NADH dehydrogenase activity
Source: RefSeq, a predicted model, not a curated record
AAAAAAAUGAAAUUGGCUGAUAUCAUGACGAUAUUAGGUAGUAUAGAUAUCAUUAUGGGGGAAGUUGAUCGUUGAAAUGAUAAUAGAUAGUGUAGAGGUAGAAACUAUCAAUUCUUUUUCGAAAUUGGAAUUAUUAAAAGAAGUCUAUGGACUGAUAUCGAUUCUACCCAUUUUGACCCUCCUUUUGGGAAUAACAAUAGAGGUACUCGUAAUUGUGUGGUUAGAAAGAGAAAUAUCUGCGUCGAUACAACAACGUAUUGGUCCUGAAUAUGCUGGCCCCCUGGGCCUGCUUCAAGCUAUAGCAGAUGGGACUAAGCUACUUUUAAAAGAAGAUAUUCUGCCAUCUCGAGGAGAUAUUUCUUUAUUUAGCAUUGGACCCUCUAUAGCAGUCAUAUCAGUUUUAUUAAGUUUUUUAGUUAUCCCUUUGGGAUAUCAUUUUGUUUUAGCCGAUCUUAGUAUUGGUGUUUUUUUAUGGAUUGCCAUUUCAAGUAUAGCUCCUAUUGGUCUUCUUAUGGCAGGAUAUAGCUCAAAUAAUAAAUAUUCUUUUUCAGGCGGUCUACGAGCUGCUGCUCAAUCCAUUAGUUAUGAAAUACCAUUAACUUUUUUUGUGCUAGCAAUAUCUCUACGUGUGAUUCGUUAAAAUAGAUCUUUUUCCUAUAAAAUCCAUUAACUAUUUAUAUUCCUUUUCUUAUUUAGUAUUUGGGUUGGUAAGUUAAACUAGAUAGCUAUAUGAGUGAAACAAAACAGCUUAAAAAUUUGUAGUAAAAAGAAAAAAUCUCAUUUCCUACGUACAAGAAAAAAGUGGAAGUAAACAUAAGCAGUGUAAACUCUUUAUCCCAAGGUUGAUAUUUUUUAAUUAGUCAUCAUAUCUUGAAGCGGACAAGAAUAAAGGAUUCACGAUAUGGAAUUCCAUUACUAGAAUACUCCUAGUUAUUACUAUAACUUAAUAAUCCAUAAGAAGAAUCCACCAAAAGUUAGUGAAGGGUUAGGAACACUAAAGUACAUAAAGGAUUAGUAAUGGAAAAUCUAAAACAUUAGAGAUUUUUGCCCAUAAAAGGAAUCAUAAUAAGGACUUGCAAUUUGUAGAAAUUAUCAAGUAGUACUUUCUUCGGAUUCCGAUCCAGAGUAUGUUCCCAUUCACUUGUUAAGGAAAUGGCUAUCAAGAACGAAUUAACCCUUUAUCCAUUUUUUCUUUUUUAAUACCCCCUCCCUGGGGAAAGAAGAAUAGUAAAAAAGAUAUGGAGUGCACUAGAAAAAAUUUUCAUUAUUUCCUUCCUCUAUCCAUAUUCAUGCAGAAUUGCUCAUGAACUAAUACCCAACUCUUUCCAUUUAUUAAUUGAAUUCCUAUAACAAGUAACAAGUGUUUUAUUCCAAGAUUAAGUUAUUACUGAACAAAGAAAAAUUUUCAUUAUAUUAUAAAGGAUGAGAUCAAUUCGGAAGCGCUUUUUCUUAUUCUAGCAGACGGAAUUCCUUUGGUCUAAUUUAGUACUUUCAAAUCUAUUUAUUUUAUUUUAUCUAAUUCUAUCUACGCCCCAGGGGCUAGGAACAAAACAGUCCUUUCUUUUUUCUGAUCAUAGAGAAGCCGUAUGAAGCUAAGGUUUCAUGUACGGUUUUGAAAUAGCGGUGGGAACUGUGAUGUUAUCAUCGACUAUGAUUAUCUAACAGUUCAAGUACAGUUGAUAUAGUUGAAGCACAGUCAAAAUACGGUUUUUUUGGAUGGAAUAUUUGGCGUCAGCCUAUAGGUUUUCUGGUUUUUUUAAUUUCUUCUUUGGCAGAAUGUGAAAGA